ACGACAUUGUCGAAGUGAGUGCUGAGUCACAUAUCGUGAGCGAUCUCUCUCAACAAGGUGUACUAGUUCGUUCUCUGUGAAAUGCACUCUAUUGUAUUAGUUUAACGUUAUCUUUGUCAGUAUUACAACAUCGUCAAUGCAAGAUGAUUUAACAAAAGAGGUUUCUGGCGCUUGCCGCAGGCCUCGAAUAGCUAUCAGAAAGAAAUUUAAAGCAAUUCGAGACCCGGUAUCAUCUGCGGAUCUGUCAAUUUUAACUAGUAUAUCGAAUUGUUGCUUUUUAGAAUAUUUGACCUAGUGUGACAGUGGAAAAAAAGUGUUGCUUCUAAUUCAAAGGACUGCUAUUUGGAAUUGUCAAAUAAAAUUCGAGGCAUGCGUGGGAUGUACGCGAGGUGCACCGAAGUUUGACGUGGCUAGUCUGUGUUUUGAGGUUAUUUUUGUAUCAAAGUAACUGACCUAUACUUGUUUAAAGAGAACUGCGAAUCUUUAUUUUCAUUCUGACUGUCUAUCGAAUAAGUUGUUCCAGCAAGAGCCCUGAGAACUGUGCUUCGUAAUUUAAUUCUAAACCUAUGAUUAUUUCAUUAAAUGUGAAAAUCAAGAAACUAAAGAGUGAAGUUCAGUUAUAAGAAGACUUAAAAACUUGUUUUGGGUACUGCAUUAUAAAAGAAUAAUACACAGCAUAUUGUGUGAUUUCAAUUAUAGAAAGAUAAAUAAGUAUAUAAAUAGGACUUAGUGCUUGAUUUUAAACAAAGUAAUUCAAUAUGAAAUACUGUUUUAUUAUGACGACUUAUAAGAUUUUUAUAUACAAUAUCACUGCCAAGCCCCUGUGACAAUACGUUAAUUUAUUGUGGGCUGUGCAUAUAUUUACGAACUGCAGGUGAUUCAACUUAAAGAAGACAAAAUGUUGUGCAUAAAGAAAUUAUACCGCGAAGAGCUGUUACAGCUCGCGCUGUUAUUAUCUUUGUUACGAGUAGAUCCGGAAUCCUACCUUGGUUUGGAUAUUCAAGCCAUGGGUGUGGGUUCUUUAGAUUUACAUAAUGGAUCUGGAUGGCACACUGAUAUACACACGAUUAUCCAUCGACCUAUGUUCGUUCAUCCAAAAAAUCUGGAUUCGGUACUUCUGAACUAUGAAAGAGAUUUAUUCGAAGACUUAAAUUCAUUAGGAAGAUACAAUAGAAUGAAUUCUGGAUUAAAUAAUAUUCAAGCAUAUUUGCUAAAUAUUGAAGAAACAGCAAGAGACGCUGUAGCAGGACCCAGUAUUUUGACAGAUUCAAGUAGAAAUGUGACAUCGCCUGAUCCACCAACUUCUUCGCAAAAUCCUGAUGAACCAGCCACUGCAGCCGAACUUACCCAAGAGGACAUGGACCUAAUCGAAGUGCUUUGGAAACAAGAUGUGGACCUGGGUUUCACAUUGGUGGAACCAACUGCUACGACGAAAAAAGCGUCCACAUCGGAAAAAGAAACCGAGGAUGACAUUGAGAAACUGAAAGCCCUGGAAGCCAUCAAUGCGAAAGACGAGAAGAAAGAUACAAAGGAGUUUGAAACCCAAGAAGAUGACCCAUGGGCAGGUCUUCCUUAUACUGUCGAUCUUGAAACUGGUGAAUAUAUCCUCAGUUCCGGCAAUCAAGGAGGAAGCGGAAGCAACACAGCCGACGAAGACGAUCAACUUCUUAGAGACACGUCACUGGAUUUAGACAAUCAUCCAUUGGCCGGAUUAGCCGAUGAUUCUUUGGGAUUAACCGACACCUUAGAACUAGAGAAUGAUUUUCCUUCGGACCUACUCGGAGGUGGCCUCUUAGGAAGUGCCAGUGUCGAAGGUCUCCUCAACAACGACACUCUUCAAUUUCCCGACGGAUUCAGUCUCGAGGAAGCGCUUCAGCUUGUCGGCCUCGAUGAGGCUCAAACAGAAGAAACGAAGCCGGAAGUGAAGAAGAAGAAAGAGGACGUCGCCGAAGAGUCUACGAGUGCAAAGGGUGAAACGGCUAUUACCACCUCGAGCAACGUCGAGGUCGCGAAGUCAUCCAGGUGCGAGGAUCCUGAGACUGGCGACAUGAUUCACACACCACAAUUUCACCAUCCUCAUCAUCCGCACCAUCGUUCCUUCCAGGGUCGCAUGCCAUUCGUGCGUGCAAUGAGCAUGGAACAACGGUGGCAAGAUUUGGCAUCCCUUUUGUCGCUACCUGGUGCACCAGACCAUUUUGCGCAUCCUGCACAUCCUGGAUACCCAGGGCACGGUAUAAGCCAUAGUCAUUAUGAAGCGCAACGUAACGUACUGCUUCAUAAUGCUACUCUGGCUCCACCCGUCGGUGAUCUUAAUUCCACGAGUCCCUACCAUAAUGUGGGUGGAUCGUCGAAUCUGGGUUCAGCCGUGGCAACAUCAAUGAAUUUGACAAAUAGUAGUGAACCAAUGGGUGCAGAAAGUGGUGCUGCUUAUAAAUCCGAACCCGGAGACAUGAUGUACUAUCAUACACCAACUUCAGAUUCAAUUAAUCAAACCACUGACGGUUUUCUUUCAUCCCUUCUUAAUGACGAGGAUUUGCAUCUGAUGGACAUGGCCAUGAAUGACGGCAUAUACACCAUGCGCAUGCUGGAUAAUGGUAGCAACAAUGCUUCUGGUCCAACGGGAGCAACGGCCUUGUCAGGAGUUCAGACAACUGGUGGUACGACCUCUUCGGCAACAGGCGUUACAACACUUCCGGGUGUAACAGACGAAAGAAUGGAUGCGUCCAGCGAUAGCGCGGUCAGCAGUAUGGGCAGCGAACGAGUGCCAUCCCUUUCGGAUGGUGAAUGGAUGGAAACUGGAUCUAAUUCUAGCCAUACGCAGGCUGAUUCCCAUUAUUCUAUGGAUUAUGCUAGCAAAUAUCGGAUGUCCUACGACUGCAGCUACUCCGUUUCUGGUAGAAAUGGCGGUUCUCCAAGAUGCCAAACAGAACGUACCAUGCCUCCAGUUGCCCAAAAGAAGCAUCAAAUGUUCGCAAAACGAUAUUUCCAAGAACAAGGAUCGCCUCUCGGAGCUGCAGCGCAUCCGACUACUCCGAUGAAAUACGAAUACGAUACGCAUACAGUUGGUGCCGGAGCGCCAGGGAACGCUUACUCGGGACCAAUUGAAGGUGCAGCUGGACCUCAACCUGAAAUGAAAUACAGCUGCAGCGUGGAUUUUAGUCGCCAUCAAUCAGGACGUUCUGCUAUAGAACACAUUCACCAUAAUCAUACGUAUCAUUUACCUGCGGAGAGUUCUGGAUCCCUUCAACGUCCAAUUUCUCGCGAUAAGAAAGUACGUAAAAGCGAGGGUGAAGAGCAUCUGACCAGGGACGAAAAAAGAGCCAGGGCAUUGAACGUACCGAUUCCAGUGAACGAUAUCAUUAAUCUUCCUAUGGAUGAAUUUAACGAACGUCUUAGUAAAUACGAUCUCAGUGAAGCUCAGUUGUCUUUGAUACGCGACAUAAGGAGACGAGGCAAAAAUAAAGUUGCCGCUCAAAAUUGCCGCAAACGUAAACUAGAUCAAAUUAUUACCCUUGCCGAUGAAGUAAAGGAAAUGAGAGACCGUAAGAUGAGACUUAUUCGUGAACACGAAUUCAUGCUUCUUGAGAGGCAACGUGUGAAGGACAAAUUUAGUCAACUUUACCGUCAUGUAUUCCAAUCAUUACGGGACCCUGAUGGAAAUCAAUAUCAUCCAUACGAAUAUAGUCUUCAACAGUCUGCAGAUGGAAAUGUAUUGUUAGUGCCAAGGAAUCAGACAAAUCCUCAUCAUCCCCGUUCGACAACAAUGGAGCCGAAGACGAAGCCUAAUCCGGAACAUAAGGAAUGAAAUUGUCAUAAAAUCGCGUUUAAAAUAUUAUUUUCCUCACACGUUGAACGCACUUAAAGUGUUAUCCAUAAAGACAAAUGCGGUGCUCAGAAUAAAAAUUACCUAUGUUUGUUAAAUUACAAUAACAUAAAAAUGACUCGUGUUAAAACAAGUUCCGUGCUUAACAUUCGAUAUAUUGUAUAUCAUAUUUAACAACGAAAUUUUUCAAAAUCAUUUUAGAAACUCACAUUGAGUUAUGUUUACGACUGGAAAAUCAUCAAACGUAGAAACAGUGAUUGUACAUAUAGUAACAUAAAAUAACUACUUUAUGACAAAAAUAGUAGAUGCUGUUCUAAAAUUCUGUAUUA
Molecule: messenger RNA, 4152 nt
Organism: Nomia melanderi (Alkali bee)
Lineage: Eukaryota; Metazoa; Arthropoda; Insecta; Hymenoptera; Halictidae
Gene: cnc
Product: NFE2 like bZIP transcription factor cap-n-collar
Biological process (GO): regulation of transcription by RNA polymerase II
Cellular component (GO): nucleus
Molecular function (GO): RNA polymerase II cis-regulatory region sequence-specific DNA binding; DNA-binding transcription factor activity, RNA polymerase II-specific
Source: RefSeq, a predicted model, not a curated record